Molecule: messenger RNA, 453 nt
Organism: Monoraphidium neglectum
Lineage: Eukaryota; Viridiplantae; Chlorophyta; Chlorophyceae; Sphaeropleales; Selenastraceae
Exons: 2
Coding region: 1-453 (150 amino acids)
Source: RefSeq, a predicted model, not a curated record
AUGGGCCUCUUUGAUUGCCUGGCCCCCCAGGCAGACGCUGGCGCAGCUGCGACCGCCGCGGCCGAGGCCGCUCAGCUCAGGGCAGCAGCACAGGAGGCGCGGGCGGCGCUGCUCGCCGAACAGGAGCGCGCGCGUGUGCUGCAGGAUGAGAAGCAGCAGCUGAGCGACAAGCUGGAGCAGGUGGAGCACAAGCUGCGCGAGGCUGAGCAGGCGGCGGCCAGCCCGGUGACGCCCGCGCCCGAGCCCGCCGCCGUGCAGGCAGCUGCAGCCGCCGCCGCCGCCCCGCGCAGCGGCAGCCCCUCGGCGCUGAGGGCGCGCGCGAGCUCGCCCACGCGGAUCCCCACGGGCCAGGUCACCGACGCCUUGCGCACCGCGCUGGAGAAGACGCCGCCGCCACCACCACCACCACGUCGCCGCCGCCACCUUGCCACCCCUUCCCCCCUGCCACCUUGA